AUGACCAACAUCAUAUCCAAGCUCUUCGCGAAAUUCACUCCACCUCGUCCUCGCUUUUUCAUCCUUGAAUACCUCCCUAUAGAACUCCUCCUCCUCGUCUUCGCCCGCCUUCCAACCCGCGACCUCUACACCCUCACCACACUCUCGCCUUCCAACGCCGUGUCCGAGCACGCAAAACUCGCCAUACUCCAGCGCGUCUUCCGCGCAAACUUCCGCAUCCGCGCCGCGUGGUGCUGCUGCUCCUGCCAGCAGAUGAACUUCCGCGACAAGCUGGCCUUGCAGAACCACCUGAACAUCCUGCUGCAUCCGACGAUGUUGGAUUUAUGCGUUGUGUACACGUGGCCGGAACCGCGGCUUCUGAAUCCACGCAAGCACAAGAUUAGUGAGGAGCAUAAAUACAGGAUCGUGUUUGCGCUAGGGGGAAGUGGGCGGAAAGUCAAGUUGAAUGUUGCGCAGUUAAAGGCGCUGAGGGUGGGGGAUGAGAUUGACAUAGCGCGGUCGAGGAUGCAGCUUUUGACUUAUUAUUAUACGAAUAUGGGGAAGAGGAAACGGCAUGGGUUUAGAUGUCUUGCUAGAGUGAUUGCUGGAGGGUCUUGGUUGCCUGGGGUGAGGCGGUGUCCGCUUCAUGAUUGUUGA
Parastagonospora nodorum SN15 is the source of this 636-nucleotide messenger RNA. RefSeq lists its product as hypothetical. The record is from RefSeq and is a predicted model, not a curated record. NCBI's taxonomy places the organism in Eukaryota, Fungi, Ascomycota, Dothideomycetes, Pleosporales, Phaeosphaeriaceae. Gene Ontology annotation, molecular function: protein binding. The transcript has a single exon. The coding region runs from base 1 to 636 and encodes 211 amino acids.